AAAAGAAGCAUCCAUCCACAUGUCUGUGUUGAAUAAAACCAGACGUGUAGAUAAAAGAUUAGGAGGUGUAGGUCACCUCUCACAUCUAUCCUUCUCCGCUGAAUCAAUCCAUAUAAGUAAACACAGCAAGGAUCCAACCCCCAUCAUGCAUGAAUCAUUUAAUUCAAACCCACACGCACACACACUCUUUUUUUAGCCUCUCCUGUGUAUAAAAAUACCCACUGUUUUCCCAUUUUCUUGUCUGGGAGGAACAGAAAUUGCAGUGGGGAGUUGUUAAUUUUCUCCCUGUUUCUUGAUUACUCUUCUCCUGUUCUUCUUGUUGGUGUACAACUCCUUACCUACUCGUUACCAGCUGCAUAUAUAGUAAUAAUAGCUAUACGUUUGUGAGGGAUUUCUGCCAUGUCGAGAGUAGUAGCAGACCAUACGUCAUCCCCGUCGCCAGUUCGGGAUAGCGUUCCCUUUUACGACCGGAGAGAAGUGGCGGCGGAGAUGUCACGGGCUGACGCGUGCAUUUCUCCGACCCUUGGCCAGCUCCUGAAACGCGUUGGAGAUGUGCGGAAGGAAGUCACUGGAGACGAGACUCCGGUGCACCAAGUGCUGGACGUGAGCGAUACCAGCAGCGUUGAGCCCCGUUCCCUCCCUUUUGUUCUCUCCUUCACCCAUAUCACUUACAGUGUUAAAGUUCGCCGCAAAGUUAGUCUCACCAACUUCUUCCGACGACAGCCGGCCGCGGAUCCGGAUUCUGGUGAAACUCUUUUCUCGGCAACAAAAACAAUUCUCAAUGACAUCUCAGGCGAGGCGCGGGACGGUGAGAUCAUGGCGGUUAUGGGUGCGUCUGGCUCUGGGAAAUCCACUCUGAUUGACGCUCUGGCCAAUCGUAUGGCGAAAGGAAGCUUAAAGGGCUCCAUCAGUCUCAACGGCGAGCAGUUGGAAUCGAGGUUACUUAAGGUGAUUUCCGCAUAUGUGAUGCAAGACGAUCUGUUAUUCCCCAUGCUCACUGUGGAAGAAACCUUGAUGUUUGCGGCGGAGUUUAGGCUGCCGAGAACCCUCUCCAAGUCCAAGAAGAAACUCCGAGUUCAAGCCCUGAUCGAUCAACUUGGGCUACGUAACGCCGCCAAGACCGUGAUUGGUGAUGAGGGACAUCGCGGUGUCUCCGGCGGCGAGCGUCGGCGCGUUUCAAUCGGAAUCGACAUAAUUCACGAUCCAAUCCUCUUGUUUCUGGAUGAACCCACCUCGGGCCUGGAUUCCACCAGCGCUUUCAUGGUGGUGAAGGUACUGCAGAGAAUCGCGCAGAGCGGAAGUAUUGUUAUCAUGUCCAUCCACCAGCCGAGUUAUCGGAUUCUUGGAUUGUUGGAUCGGAUGAUUUUCCUAUCGCGUGGGCAUACAGUUUAUAGUGGCCCUCCUUCAAAUUUGCCAGUGUUUUUCUCCGACUUCGGGCACCCGAUUCCAGAUAACGAGAAUCGGACUGAGUUUGCUCUCGAUCUGAUUCGGGAACUGGAGGGCUCACCCGGUGGAACUAAAAGCCUGGUAGAAUUCAACAAGUCUUGGCAGGCGUUAAAGAGAGGCAAUCAAAUGAAUUCUGAAUCCCCAGCAAAUAUUCUAAAUUUGUCACUGAAAGAGGCAAUAAGUGCCAGCAUUUCAAAAGGAAAGCUAGUUUCUGGUGCUACUGCUACAAAUGGUGCCAACAGCCCUACAUCAAUGGUUCCCACAUUUGCAAAUCCUUCAUGGAUUGAAAUGGCCGUACUGUCAAAAAGAUCAUUCACCAAUUCCCGGCGUAUGCCAGAGCUUUUCGGGGUCCGCCUGGGUGCAGUCAUGGUGACCGGGUUUAUCUUAGCUACCAUGUUCUGGAGGCUCGAUAACUCGCCCAAAGGGAUUCAGGAAAGGCUCGGAUUCUUUGCAUUUGCCAUGUCCACAACAUUCUACACUUGCGCUGAUGCCUUGCCGGUUUUCCUCCAAGAAAGGUACAUUUUCAUGAGGGAAACUGCUUAUAAUGCUUACAGAAGAUCGUCUUAUGUUCUGUCACAUUCAUUAGUGUCACUUCCAUCCCUCUUAUUCCUAUCACUUGCAUUCGCUGCCACCACCUUCUGGGCAGUGGGCCUCGACGGUAGCUUCUUCUUUUACUUCUUAAUCAUCUUCGCUUCUUUCUGGGCGGGGAGUUCUUUCGUGACAUUCCUCUCAGGAGUUGUGCCUCACGUCAUGCUCGGAUACACCAUCGUGGUAGCUAUUCUGGCCUACUUCUUGCUCUUCAGCGGCUUCUUCAUCAACCGAGACCGCAUCCCGCCUUACUGGAUUUGGUUCCACUACAUAUCCCUCGUAAAGUAUCCAUACGAGGCUGUGCUGCAGAACGAGUUCGAGGAUCCGGUGAAGUGCUUCGUGCGCGGGGUUCAAAUUUUCGACAACACCCCAUUGGGUGCAGUUCCAAAUGCAUUGAAGGUUAAACUUCUGGACAGCCUGAGCAAUUCCUUGGGUAUGAAGAUCACCAGCACAACUUGCGUGACCACAGGAGCGGAUAUACUGCAGCAGCAAGGGAUCACUGAUCUCAGCAAGUGGAGUUGCUUGUGGGUGACUGUUGCGUGGGGCUUUUUCUUCAGAAUUCUCUUCUACUUGUCCCUGCUGGUGGGCAGCAAGAACAAGAGGAGGUAACCGGCGGAGUUGAUCAAUCGGGCUGGAAACCAACACCUCUUUUGGCUCUUGUCUUCUUAACAAUCUUACCAUUUUGUAUCUCCCUUUCCUUUGCUCUUUGCUAUUAUUCUUUCCUUCCUUCUGGGUUUUUUUUUUUUUUUUCUAAGCUUUUCCUAAGAUGUUUUUUCAACAUUAAUGCUGAAUGCCAGUGGGAUUUUGACUAGCAAGCCGAUCUCGUGUAAAGUAUCUUGGUUGGUUGUAAUCAAGCCUAUCAAUAUCAUGAAUUGGAUAUAUUCGUCGCUAAAGUUGCUCCAAUCUGAACAAACUCCGGGAGUUAUUGGGC
Sesamum indicum (sesame) is the source of this 2965-nucleotide messenger RNA. Its product is annotated as ABC transporter G family member 1. Gene Ontology annotation, biological process: transmembrane transport. The record is from RefSeq and is a predicted model, not a curated record. Gene Ontology annotation, molecular function: ATP binding; ATP hydrolysis activity; ABC-type transporter activity. Gene Ontology annotation, cellular component: membrane. NCBI's taxonomy places the organism in Eukaryota, Viridiplantae, Streptophyta, Magnoliopsida, Lamiales, Pedaliaceae.